AGAAUAAAAAAUAAAAACGACCCCGUAUUGAGGGCCUCGGUUUAGACUUUUCCGUAUGCGUUGGCAGAUAGGUGGCUAUGACUUUGACAAUAUCAAUUUGGUUAUGUAUGGUUAUCUCCUUCCUCCCUCGUCUUCCUCCUCAACAAACCACAGAAAAUAAAAUCUGAACGAGGAGGUCUGGUCUGGUCUUGUCACACAUUUUAAUUUCGCUGAUUCAAACAGUAAUAAAAGCCAUGGCUAAAUCCUCUUUCUACUACUUCUUCUUCUUCUCUUUCUUUGUACUCAUUGUAUCUGCUUCUUCUGAAAACCCUACCCCAACUCCUUCUGCGGUCCACGCCGAGCUCAAAAACUUUGGCUUGCCGAUCGGUCUUCUACCGUCCACCACCGUCUUGAACUACAACAUCAACCAGACCUCAGGCGACUUCUCCGUCAACCUCGGAGGCGCGUGCAGGAUUACUCUCCCGCCUGAUAACUACCUGGCCGCCUACUCCAAGAUGAUCACCGGUCAGAUCGUUCAGGGUAGAAUCGCAAAGCUCGACGGGAUUAGAGUUAGGGCUUUCUUCAAGUGGUGGUCAAUUACGGGGAUAAAGUCCAGUGGCGACAAUUUGGUGUUCGAGGUCGGUGGUAUUACGGUCAAGUACCCUUCCAAGAACUUCGACGAGGUCCUGGCAUGUGAGGGAAAGCAUUCGGCUUCCUAAGAGGGUAUCCUCUUGGAUUUUAUGGAUCAAGAUGUAAAGCAAAUUAAACGAAUCAAGUGUGAGCUGUUUUCUGAUAAGGGCUAUAGCCUAGAUUUUUCUUGCUUUUUGUUUGUAUAUAUCUCUCGUUUUCAUUUCUAUAGACCGCAGCUCCAGUGUUAGCGUAACUUUCACAUAGUAAAUGGGCAAGGCAUGUACUUUGUAGGAAGUUUCGCGUAUAAUUACCCGUUACUUCAAAACAAAUUGAUCAUAUAUUUCAUUCUCUAUUACUA
Humulus lupulus (European hop) is the source of this 967-nucleotide messenger RNA. RefSeq lists its product as uncharacterized. The record is from RefSeq and is a predicted model, not a curated record. Lineage: Eukaryota; Viridiplantae; Streptophyta; Magnoliopsida; Rosales; Cannabaceae. The transcript is spliced from 2 exons. Bases 234 to 698 code for a protein of 154 amino acids.